CCGCAGUGCAGCGGAGCUUCUUGUAAUAGAAUCGCUUCUUCGUGACCUGUUUGUUCCACGGACAACAUCCGAAAGGAAAGACCAACUUCAGCCCACUGCACUGGACCCGCUUCCGUCCCCAAUUGCAUCCGUGUCAGAAUAAAUCACAUCCCAAAAAAAAAAAAAAGGAAAAAGAAGAAAUGCCUGCUGAAGCUGUCGCCGCUGCCCCCACGCCGCUUAGCGAGACCGACUCGAACCGCGUCGGGGCUCCCAGCAGCGCCAAGCCCGCUGGGAAGCCGCCAGCCUCCAGGUCCCGCAAGCGCAAGUCAGACGCCGCCAAUGGUGACGCCGGCGCCGCUGCCACCGCCACCGCCACCGCGGAACCGGCUCCCAAAAAAAAUAAGGCGACCAAGAAGGUCGACGACCUGGGCCCACUCCCGGACCUCUCUGGCAUCCACCUCAACGGCGACGAGGACAUGAGCGUCCCCAUCUUUGACACCUGCGACGACGUGCGCACCAAGAUCCGCCGCCAGCUCCGCCGGGACGGCGUCACCAAGGCCGCCUUCUUGCGCGCUCUCGUCAAGGCCGCUUACCCCCCCGGCUCGACGCACAAGAUCGCGCCGAACCUGCUCGACAACUUCCUGAGAAGGGAGGGCCCGGUCGCCGGCAACACGAGCAGCGUCUUCUACGCCGCUUAUGUCUUCUUCGAAAAGCUGCGCAUCAGGGACGGGAGGCCCAAGACCCAGAAGAGGGAGGAUAUGGAAAUCCAGUGGCCAGUCGGCUUCGAGACCCGCGAGCAGCUGGACCGCUGCUCAUACAUCGUGGGCGCCGGCUCGGAGGUAGCGUUAAACAGGUUCGGCAGGGCUGUUAGCUUCCGCCCGCGAGGCGGUGGCUUCUUUUGACAUUUGGAUGUUUCCGCCGCCUGCUUUGGUUUGAAUUGUCGCCAAUUAACGGGGUUUCAGUUUUCCGUUUUUUCACUUGUAGCUUGUAGCUAGUCUAGCUUAAAUUGAAUAAUCAACAUGUAGGCAUAGUCCCAGGUU
Messenger RNA from Colletotrichum navitas, 1019 nucleotides. RefSeq lists its product as uncharacterized. The record is from RefSeq and is a predicted model, not a curated record. The transcript has 2 exons. NCBI's taxonomy places the organism in Eukaryota, Fungi, Ascomycota, Sordariomycetes, Glomerellales, Glomerellaceae. Bases 180 to 881 code for a protein of 233 amino acids.